AUGGCAUCCAGCGCGUUUCAGUUUGCCGAGGGCGAGGAUGCGCAGCAACUUGCCCGAGACGCCGAUGCUUUAUUGCAGCAGGGCUGGGCGCAGGAUGGAGACGGGAUGGGGGUCAUGAAAACCUUUCAUUUUAAGAGCUAUUUCAAGGCUGUGGCGUUUGUUAAUAUGAUUGCAGCCGAGAGUGCAUCCAAGAAACAUCAUCCCACUAUGACAGUGCGGAUUGGCUCGGUCGAUGUGCACUGGACAACCCAUCGCCCACGAGGAUUCACCCAAAAGGAUGUUACAAUGGCACAACAUUGUGAUCAGGGUGCGGGUCUGAUGGGUGCUGUUGAUCCAGGUCAGGGACUGAAAUGUGGUCCAGCUAAUUGA
Molecule: messenger RNA, 369 nt
Organism: Penicillium hordei
Lineage: Eukaryota; Fungi; Ascomycota; Eurotiomycetes; Eurotiales; Aspergillaceae
Product: 4a-hydroxytetrahydrobiopterin dehydratase
Exons: 3
Coding region: 1-369 (122 amino acids)
Biological process (GO): tetrahydrobiopterin biosynthetic process
Molecular function (GO): 4-alpha-hydroxytetrahydrobiopterin dehydratase activity
Source: RefSeq, a predicted model, not a curated record